AUGCACCGUUUCUCAACCGACCGUAAUUUGGCGGUGGGGAGGAAUCGAGACAAGGGUAAUUCGGACAACAUGAAACUUAAUUCCAAGAACGCCAUGGAACAUCCCCACUUCCUUUUCCACGACUUUAAUUCCGAAAUUUUCCAUAGAAAUUUAUUUGUGGAAUUUCUUUGCUCUGCUAUCCAUAUCUUUAUUCCGGUCGCUUGCUCAUUAGCAGACGAAACACCGAGGUUUGCUCUCGAAAAUACCGCAAUGGCAGCUCUGGCGUCUUUUACUCGUAAUAAUCGUAAUUACGGUCAGCAACCGAUCGAUAGCGUAGUUAACCCUCAAAGGGAGCGCAACGGAUUGGAUGCCAAGGCUAGCCACGAUUCGCCAGCGGCUCCAGGUCUCGUACGCCAGCUAGGUUUGAGUGGUAUUGCAAACGGCGCCACAGCCACAAGUUUUUGUUCAAACGCAUCUUCAGUUUCCGGAGGGGGCACUGCUGGUUUGACAGUCGUUCUACCGCAGUCAUCGCGUUUUUCAACCUCAUCACUACUGCACUCAUUGCAAAGUCCUGCGUCAUCAACAUUCACUUCGUCAGGUCACCGGCAAACUGCAACGAAUCGUUACGCUACCUCGUCUCAUCUACCGCACUUCGAUCGUCCCCCAUACUCAUACGUUGCUCCACACGGCCAAUUUCUUCGUUCGUCAAAGACGAUGAUCGAUGUUCUGGCCCCCAUAAGGCCGAAUGCCGCUGAUGGUGCGGCUGCAAAUCUACCUUCAACAGCUAGCAGUAGUGCAAUCGGCUCAUCAGUGUCCACGUCGUCUGCGGGCGCGGCGUCUAUAGGCGCUAAGCAUCUGUCCGCCAGCGUCUCCGCACUCAGCACCUUGCCUGAUCAACGACAUAAAAUGACGAAAAGCCCCAGUGAUGAAUCGCUCAGAUCACAUACUUCUUCGUCUGGCGGCAGUAAUGGAGGGCAUAAUUCAAAUAGCACAGGAAACAACUCGUCUGGAGGUGGAAAUAAGGGUUUCCGACCAGAGGAUGCGAUUCAAACGUUCGGAGCAAAAUUGUUACCGUACGAACAAAGUGAAAUUUUCAACUAUGUUCGUGUCUUCUUUGUUGGAUCACAAGCAAAAAAGCGUGGAGGCGUUAUUGGAGGUCCAAAUAACUGCGGGUACGAUGAUGAGAAUGGUAGCUAUCAGUUGGUUGCACAUGAUCAUAUAGCGUAUCGAUACGAAAUCCUCAAAGUUAUCGGGAAAGGUUCAUUCGGACAGGUGAUAAAAGCUUAUGAUCACAAAUACCAGCAAUACGUCGCAUUGAAACUGGUACGAAAUGAGAAACGCUUCCAUCGACAAGCCGAUGAGGAGAUUAGGAUUUUGGAUCAUUUGCGCCGACAGGAUACUGACGGAUCACAUAACAUUAUCCAUAUGCUGGAUUAUUUCAAUUUCCGAAACCACAAAUGUAUUACCUUUGAGCUGCUCAACAUAAACUUGUAUGAACUCAUAAAAAAGAACAAGUUUCAAGGAUUCAGCCUCAUGUUGGUACGCAAGUUUGCGUAUUCAAUGCUAUUGUGUUUGGAUUUGCUGCAACGGAAUCGGCUGAUCCAUUGUGAUCUGAAGCCAGAGAAUGUGCUUCUGAAACAGCAAGGUCGAAGCGGUAUCAAGGUUAUUGACUUCGGCUCGUCAUGUUUUGAUGAUCAACGUAUUUACACUUACAUUCAAUCGCGGUUUUACAGGGCUCCAGAGGUGAUCCUUGGCUCUAAAUAUGGCAUGCCGAUCGAUAUGUGGUCGCUCGGUUGUAUUCUAGCCGAGCUCCUUACAGGCUAUCCGCUCCUCCCUGGUGAGGACGAAAAUGAUCAGCUUGCCCUAAUUAUCGAGUUAUUAGGAAUGCCACCAAAUAAGGUUUUGGAAAAUGCUAAAAGAGCUCGUACAUUCAUAUCAUCUAAGGGAUAUCCUCGUUACUGCACUGCAUCUGUCAUGCCGGACGGCUCUGUCGUACUAAGUGGAGCUCGUAGUAAAAGAGGCAAAAUGAGGGGUCCGCCAGGCAGUCGAAGUUGGAAUACCGCUCUAAAGAAUAUGGGCGAUGAACUCUUUAUCGACUUCAUGAAACGAUGCCUUGACUGGGAUCCGGAGACUCGAAUGACUCCCGCUCAAGCGUUGAAGCAUCAGUGGUUACGCCGACGUCUUCCCUGUCCUCCUCGUCGUGAUGACGCCUCUGCUGACGCUGAAGGCAUGACUCCAUCUUUGAUGACGGGUUCAACUAGUGCUCUACGCGCAGUUAGUUCUACCAAUACUUCAUCGUUUACACCUCAAAAGUUGGCGCAUAUUCUGACGUAA
Molecule: messenger RNA, 2313 nt
Organism: Necator americanus (New World hookworm)
Lineage: Eukaryota; Metazoa; Nematoda; Chromadorea; Rhabditida; Ancylostomatidae
Exons: 20
Coding region: 1-2313 (770 amino acids)
Biological process (GO): peptidyl-threonine phosphorylation; peptidyl-serine phosphorylation
Cellular component (GO): nucleus; cytoskeleton; cytoplasm
Molecular function (GO): protein serine/threonine/tyrosine kinase activity; ATP binding; protein serine/threonine kinase activity
Source: RefSeq, a predicted model, not a curated record